UUCCGCUUCUUUUUUAUGUACAGAAGAACGGUAUCGUUGUAGUGUUAGUGAUUGCUCGGUUUCACGACUGCGGACUGCAGCGUGGAUAGGUGGAUUUUGAUGCGGGAGCACGUCUUUCCAUCAACAUGGCCGUUCAGUGUCCAAGAAUACAUACGUUUUGAUGCUAUUAAUCAACGAGGUCAAUUUCGUGAAACUUUUGGGAAACAUUUGUACAAUUACACGUCCAGGCAAACAGAAUGUCUAGUUCAUACGUCAUUGAGCCCCAGGAAAGCAAUUCUGAGAAAAAGGAUGAUACAUUAAUCAUUGUUGUCAAUGAUGAUGGGAUAAUAUCUGUUGAUCAAGCAACUCUACAAAACUUGAUAAUGAAUCAAUCAAGUGCUAAUGUUAGUGUAGUAAGAUUAGGACAGGCCGAUACAGAUACUGAAAAUGGAGAUAUAACCUUGACAGUAGAUCCACCGACAUUUGCUCAUUCUACAGCAAGCUCGGUAAGCACGAAUGUCAAUACCGAUCCAGGUGGAUUGGUAGAUCCUUUUAUGGAGAUGGAUCCAGAACAGUUGGAAAGAUUAGAAACAGCUCUGCAAAGUGAAGAGGCAAAGCAGAUCCUUGGAGAAAAUGUCACUGCGAUGCUUGAUAUGUUAUCAAUAGAAGAGUUACAAAAUACGAUGCGAUAUAAUAUACAGCUGGACCAUUGUUAUACAAGCAGAUUGUCACCUAGCGAUCCAGUGCCAAGGGAUCCUUUACCAAUUAUUGAUGAUUUAUCUGAACCCAAUGAUAUACAAUAUAUACAUCAAUCAUCCUCUCGAACUAUUGUUAUGUCACCACCCAUUAAUGACAUGGACAAUGUUGUGGUUAAGAAUACUGCAAAGAAUAUAAAUAUAUUACAAAGCAAACAGAUGAAUAGAUCCGUACGUAAAACAGUUGUAUCUACACUACCAAAUACAACUGGACCUUCUAGAGCCAAUACAAGCAUUAUUGGGACUCCUAAAUUGUCAGGGCAUUCAAUGUCGAGAAGUAUAACAAAUACUCAACAAGGAAUAACUAAAUUACAAGUCAAAAAUAACAAGGAAGAAGAAGAAAAUGAUAUCACAGAAUCGUCUACCGAAUCUUCGGAAUCAGAACCAUCUGAUAAUGAUAACGAUUCAGAUUUUGGCCUUCGUAAGAGAAAUAAUGCUAGAGCUCGAGGAGGACGAAAAGGUCUUACUACAAGAGGUGGUAGCAUGACCGCUGGUCGAAGGAGAGGUCAAAAUAAGCACCUGGAUAUGGAACAGGUGCGGCGAUUGGAUAUGGAGAUGGCUGCUGCCGUUAAUGCAAUGAAAACGCCUGAAAAAGACGAUAAAUCAGAGAGAUUUAGCCCUACUAAGAAUAAGAGACAAGUCAAGACACUCUGUGGAAAGAAAAAGGAAGAAUUGCAGCUUACAGAAGUGUCUCCAUCUGUGUUUCAAGAAUCGCCACCAGCAUAUGAAAAAAUAGUACAAACAACAAAUCAAGUGAAAGCAAAUUUAAUUAAUACCAAUAUGAUUAAAGGUGAUAUGAUAUUGACCAAACCUGGUCAAGGAAGAAGCAAUCAGAAGGUUACUUUUAUUCAAAAACAAGUUCCGAUGAAACCGAAUGAAUUAAAAAAUGUUGGGCUUAAAAAGACCCUAUUGAUUUCUAAGGAAAAGUUUGUAAACCCAGCGGGUACAAAAUUUUUUACGACCAAAGAUGGGAAAUUGCUACAAUUACCAAUAGCGUCUAAAACGAUGAGUUCGAACACACAGGUUUCUCCAGUAAAGGCAGUAUUGACGCAACAACUCGCGUCACAACAAUCUAUGACACAACAACAGAGUGCAAACCAAAGCUCGCCAAUACAGCAACAAUCGAAAACAGUUUUUUCGAUCAGCAACACGCCGAUAAAAAUCAAGCCUAGUGAUAUAAAGAGGGAAAAAAGAAAAUCUGACACCAGUAUAGAAUCAAUUUUGAAGGGGGAAGAAAAUUCCACGAAACCUGUAGAGAUCAAGACAUUAGAUAGUGCGAAGAAGCUUAAAAGAGAUAACCGAAAGGCUCCGGGCGAUACUCUAGGUCCCGCGCUUUUCUCAACACCAGAUAUAAUUCGACGUGUGAGUUCGAAUAAUGACGGGAAAGUUUUAGAUAAUGCUGCAACAACUAUGACUCUGCCUACAUCUUUUGCAACAGCAAUGUCUACAUCUGGAUCGUCAACUGGUUAUAUUUCCACAGCCGUUUCAUUAAAUAUUGGCAUCUCUGCUGCUUCAAAUGUAGCGCAGAAUACUUCUAAUCUUUCUAAUAAGAAAACAAUAUUUAAUACUUCUGAACAGUCUAUUCAACCAGAACCGCAAUUAAACCUCGACGGAAGUAACAGUAGUACAAUGCCAGAAAGCGAAAAUGCACAAAAAUCAGAAACCAAGACGCCUUUGACUGAAGAAUUGCAACCAUCGUUAGAUACAGUUGGAAUCGAAGGAGAAGAACAUUUAUUGGCUACUUUAGAAAUGGAAGCUAGCAAACAUGAAGAAGAAUUACUUGCUGAAGCAUUAUUGCUACAAGAGGAACUUGGAGUUGAUUUAGCUGAACAUUCUACACUAGGUGAUCCCAAGCCACGAGUGAUACCAGAAUCAUUGGCAUCGGGUAGCAUGCUUGUGCCUACAUUAAUAUCACCCGAACAAGAUUCUAAAUCAGCAGAGACAACGUCAACGGCACAAACAAAUGUGUCGAAAGAAACAAGCAAAAAAUCUUCGAAGGACGAUAAAGAGACUAUUCAAAUCGUUCGAGGUAAUCGUGUAAUUAAGUUACCACCUAUCGAAGCACCUGCCACCAGAAGUAAACGGUUGCAAGAAAAAAUCGAGAUGCCACAGACAAAUCCCGAACCUACAAAGAAAGUACAGAAGCUUACUCAGGUAUCAGUUCAACAAUUAGUACAUAACAAGGAUGAAUUCAAAACGGAACAAGUAGUAAAUGAAGAAGAGGAAGAUGACGAAGAUGAUGAGGAGGAUAAUUCAGAUUCGGAAGACGAUCCAGAUCGAUUAUGGUGUAUCUGCAAACGGCCACAUAACAAUCGAUUUAUGAUAUGUUGUGAUGUCUGUGAAGAUUGGUUCCAUGGAAAAUGUGUACAUGUCAGUAAAGCUAUGGGUCAACAAAUGGAGGAGAAAGGCAUUGAGUGGGUUUGUCCGAAUUGUCUAAAAAAGAAAGCCGAAGAAGAAAAGAUAAAAUCGAAUUUGCAAUCACUACUCGGAAAACAAAAAGCAAAAGUCGAAUCAAUGGGUGAAAAUUCAUUAUCGCAAGCUGUAUUACCGAAAGAAAUAUCUCCGUCGAGUUCUUCCAUUGACCAUGGUGUUGCUUCAGCUUCCAGCACAAUGCAAUGUGUUGUUUGUAAGAAAGAAGCCAGAAAUUCUAGCAUUUAUUGUUCAGAUGCGUGUAUUCUUGCACAUGCUCAGGAAACUUUAACUAAGGAUAAACCCGUGCCAUCUGGAUCAAAUAUAAAGUCUGCAAAAUUACCUACGACAGAAACUAUGAAGACAAAACACGAGACUAGAGUAGUAGUCUUUGAUAAAAAAACUGGCGCAGAUGCUCCUCUCAGAUCCAGUUUGCGAACAUGGUUGAAAGAGAAUCCAACUUUUGAAAUAGUAGAGGCUAAUAACAUCAAUACACUUCAAAUAGGCGGAAAGCUCGUCACGCAGAUCCAAACAUCUGGAAAACCUGCAAAAAUUACGCAGAUAUCUCCGGUUAAGGUGCAAAAUAUGCCAAAGACAAUCUAUACCAAGGUAGCUGGAUCAAAACAAACUGUUUUAACAUCCAACAAGAAAAUUACAAUAAUUCCCGCUAUACAACAAGUAUCGUCGGGCAAUAAAUCGGCACAAUUGAAACAGACGAUAAUCACCACGACGCCAGGAAAGAACCCUGUAACAUUGAAAACAUCAAAGAACGUCACACAGACGCAAUUGAAAAUUCAAUCAGCAGGUUCGCCGAAGCAAACGCCGAUUAAGAAGCAAGAAGCAAAGUCAUCACCGUCUCAAUCGAAACAACAAAUUAAGUUAACACCGGUAAAAAAGCCAGAAACGGAACCCAUACGAGUGAAUAUCCGAAAAACGCUGACAGAAUUACUAUCCAGCCGUAUAAAAGAAACUAAAGAUCUGAAACUAACUGACGAGGAAAUUGCCGACUUGGCUUUUAACAUAGAAUUUGAGAUGUACAAGUAUUUCAAGGAUACUGGUUCUAAAUAUAAAGCGAAAUACAGGAGUCUAGUAUUUAACAUAAAGGAUACCAAGAAUCUGACAUUGUUUAGAAAGAUUGCAGAUCGCUCAUUAACGCCGGAUGCGGUGGUGCGAUUAAGUCCGGAUGAGAUGGCCAGUCAGGAAUUAGCCGAGUGGCGCGAGAAGGAGACCAAACAUCAGCUGGAAAUGAUAAAGAAGAACGAACUUGAUUUGAUGGCCCAGGCCAAGUCGAUCGUUGUUAAGACUCACAAGGGUGAACAGAUAAUCGAGAACGAUGGUGGAAUCGAUCACGUUGAUCCUAAAACACCGGUGCAGGAUAUCGUUUCUGCAUUAAAUAACGGCGAUAAUAUAAGUUCCACAGUUGACGAUUUGAAGGAUAAGAAUAAGGAUAAGGAGGAUAAACUAACGGCGCAAAUGGAAACAAAAAAAUCCAAGAACACAGAUGAUCGAAGGAAAAAGGAUAAGGAGAGAGGAAGAAAUCGCGACAGUGCAAAGUCUAAGAGUAAGGAUCGGGAGAGAAGUCACAGUCGGCAUCGUCAUAAUCGGGAUCGAGAUCGUAGCAAGACGCGAGACAAGAGCAAGGAGCGAAAAUCAAACAGGAAUAAAGAGAGCAAGCAUGACAGAGAGCGAGAAAAGGAUAAAGAUCGAGAUCGGAACAAAGAUCGAGACAAGGUGAGUAGAAAGGAAAGCAGGGAGAGAGAGCGGCAGAGAGAAAAGGACAGACACAAGAGUAAUGACAAUCAUUCAAGAAAUCGUAGCGGUAGUAGAGAAUCUAAGGACAUUGAUAAACGGGAAGAGGAACGUAAAAGAGAAACAGAGAAGAAGAAGGAGAUGUCCCCAUCACCUGUGGAAAAAUUGAUAGAAGACCGCCUCUGGCGGCACAUAGAAGAUGAGGCGACUACAAAUACGAUUGAUGGGAACGAUUCCGAUAUAUCAGACAGAGAACCUAGCUCUACUGUUACGAUUAAGACGCCUGAUAUCAAUGAGGAAUCCGAAAGAGACAAAGAGCAGAUGACGGACAAGGAAACAUCAGCGAAGGGCAGUUGGCAGACCGUUUGGCGCGGUUUUGUUAAUAUGGUCGAUGUUGCUAAAUUCUUUAUAACCGCGCAAGAAGUAAGUGGUAACGCCAAGGAUCUUAUCGAUGAUUUACCAGAUACUGUCGACGUUGUCGGUAGGAUCAGUCAUGAGACCGUUUGGGAUUAUAUCUCAAAGAUGAAAAGAAGCGGCUCGAAAGAGAUUCUAAUCAUUCGAUUAACAGCUGCGAACGACGAAGAGAAGAUUCCCUACAUAACUCUGUAUAGUUAUCUGAACAGUAGAAGCCGUUUGGGCGUUGUGGGUAAUGUUUCCAAAAAUAUCAAGGACUUUUAUAUAAUGCCAUUCUCGAAUCAGAGUACGAUACCGCCAGUUCUAAUGCCGCUUAACGGUCCUGGAUUUGAGGAGCACCGACCACAUCUACUUCUCGGCAUUAUAGUUCGCAACAAGAAAAAGCGAUUGUCAGUUGUGUCGACAAUACCUUCGAAAACGUCCAAGACGUCCGAUAGAAGUUAUACUCCGCCGUUGAUCAGCGUGCCAAAGGAGAAGACCUUGUCGCCGUCACCUUCUUCAUCUCCCAUGUUAUACAAAGCGACCACAUUAGACUCGACAAAAGAGAAAGCGCCGGCGGCAGUAACACAAAUGACUCUGGAAUCUUUGAACAAAGCACACAUAGGUAUGUCGCGCGGCGUCAUAGAUACUGCAACGAUAUGCAAGAUUGUGCCGGAAUUAUCAUCAAAGAUUGACCUGACCUCAUCACCCGGUAAAGUCACGUUGGACGAUGACGGAGAUGAGCCAUAUAGUCCUGGUGAGAUGGACGACGAUAUAAAUAAUCUGCAGCCCACUGUUGACAAUACCGCUGGUAUCUUAUCUUCAUCCAGCAAGAAUUCCACAGAGUUACAAAGAAAGAUGGAUGAGUUGAAUCGGCAGAUCGAGGAGCAGAAGCAACAAAUUGAGGAACAGAGGCAACAGAUACAGAACAUUAGCUCGUCGUUUCUCGACGAAGCAACUCCUACUUUGCCGGGUUUAGGACUAGAUCCGCCCACCGACACUUGCGAGGAAGCUUACAGUCCAUCAAACGCGCGAUCUUUCACGCCUCCGCCACCUAUUUCCAAAUUCGCGCAGCCUAUCCUCGAUAAAGUCUCGGACAUUACUAUACCGCCGAAUUUACAAGAGAUUCUGGCGAACGUCAAGCGGCAGGAAUCGUCUAAAGUGGAUCCUUAUCUUCCAUCUAAGCCUGGCGCGUCAUUUUUACCCGCGCUUUAUCAAAACCCGGAGAGAUAUUCGCCUUCGCCCUCUUCCAAGAUUAGCCAAUCAGAGAAAGCGUCGUUAGAAGUUCCCAAGGAGAGCAAGAGUACAUUGAGUACUUUGAGCGAUCUGGAUCUGAUCCGAAAAGCCGAAGAAGAAUUGGCUGCAGUCGCGGCAGUGACGGUAGCGCAAUCUGUAGUACCAGCGCUGCCACCGUCUUCUUCUUCCUCGUCAUCGUCGUCAUCGUCAACAUCAUCAUCGCUCGUUUUAACGCCGCCGCCUGUUGGUUCCGUAAGUGACGUACCGAUAUCGCCUCAGGUUCUGUCGUCACUCCCGCUUUCCGCGGAGCCUGCAUUGGAGGCGAAUAAAUCGUACAAGCCAAGUCCUUCGGAUUCUUUCAAGAAGAAUUUCACUUCCGAGCAGCCGAAGCCACCUGGUCUCGAAGAUGAAGAUUUUCCCAUUUUUCCAUCGACUCCGCCGACAAUAGACGUCUCUAAAAUGACAUCUCACUCAAAAAUUUCAUCCAAAAGUGGUAUUGUGUUGAACGUCAAACGGAAAUUGAGCGACAGUAGUAGCUCGUCGUCACCCACUAGAUUACCGAGGACAAAAUCGCGCUGGGGUCAAAGGCCAUCCGAAUAAGACAAUAUAUAAGAUCUGUUUUCUGUCGCUCAACUGGUAUACACUUUUAGAACUUAAAAGUGAGGUAGCUAUGUUUGGCGAAAGCGAGAAAGAGAGUUUUAGUGCAGUCUAGUACAGGAAUAAAAAACAGACCUAUAAUUGUCGCGGUCUGUGAUUUGCAGUAUGGUGACUUUCCGAGAUAUAUAUAUAUAUAUAUAUAGUCUUUCUACGUUCGCUUUCUACCCAAUGAAUGUUUGUCUUAUACGAAGUGAAAUAAUGUUUCUUUUAUGCAAGGAAGAAAAAUGAGCCAAUAGAACGAUAAACUAUUGAAAGAGUUUUGCUGUAUUUUCAAUAUAGAAGAGAAGGCGAUCUCUCUGUUAUGUAUAUAUCCGUGUGCGUGGAACUUAAUCUUGAUACGAUGAUGAAUGAAAAAGAUGUGAGUGAAAUUAUUAGCAUGAGGGAGGAGGGGGGAAAGAGGGAGAGGAAAAAA
Mycetomoellerius zeteki is the source of this 7590-nucleotide messenger RNA. It is a transcript of the gene pps, whose product is annotated as protein partner of snf. Bases 237 to 7121 code for a protein of 2294 amino acids. Lineage: Eukaryota; Metazoa; Arthropoda; Insecta; Hymenoptera; Formicidae. Gene Ontology annotation, molecular function: protein binding. Gene Ontology annotation, cellular component: nucleus. The record is from RefSeq and is a predicted model, not a curated record. The transcript is spliced from 15 exons. Gene Ontology annotation, biological process: DNA-templated transcription.